CAAAAGGCAUAUACCUUCCGUGCUCGCCCGCUCUCUCGCUUGCUUGCAUUCCCUUCCUUCUUGCUCCAAAAUUCGCCAGCCGCGACGGUCUAUCCCACCUCAUUGGAUCUCGGCCCGCCGGCCGGAUGCUCAGGAAUUCACUUCAGAAGCCCAUUUGCACUAUGCCCUACACAAACUGUUUGAAGAAACAUCCCACGAGACUCGUCUUUCCAUAUGCAAAUGCCAUCAUCCGGGCAUCUUUGGAGAAAGGCUCCCCACAGAAGUCACUGAUGGACUAUAGAACUAUGCUCCAUUUUACCGCAUUCUGCCCUGAUCACAGAACCUAUGCUCUCCUCCUCAGGGCUUGUUCGAAAUGUUCAGACAUCUAUGCUGCCAUGCAAAUUCAUUCACAUCUCACUAAAACUGGGUUAAGUAAGCAAGAUAUUAUUGCUCCACUUUUGAGGUUGUAUAUUGAUCAUGAUCGCAUGACGGAAGCACGCGAGCUAUUUUUGCCCAUGCUUGAGUGGAGUACUGAUCCUUUCCAUGGUAAUCUGAUGCUCACGGGAUUCUUGAAGGGUGGACAGCUAGACAAGGCAUAUCAGAUUUUCAAGAGGAUGCCUGUCAAGGACCUGGUCUCAUGGAAUUCAAUGAUUGCGGGUGCAGUAAGGAGCUCCCACCUAAAAGAUGCAAUGAAUCUUUUCAGCAGAUUGGUCAAUUCUGCCCUUGUCCCUGACGGUUUCUCAUUCUCUUCAGUCCUGUCAGCUUGUGCUCGAGCUGGUGCCCGCUCUUAUGGUGUGUGGGUUCAUCAGCUGAUGGAUGAACUGGGGGUGGAAAAGAAUCACAUUUUAGUGUCAGCACUGAUUGAUAUGUAUGCUAAAUGUGGAAGGAUUGAUGUAUCAGUUGACAUAUUCAACACAGUUAAGAGAAACCACGUGUCCACAUGGAAUACAAUGAUUGGUAGCUUGGCAGCUCAUGGUCUUGGAUCCAAUGUGGUGAUACUGUUCCACAGGAUGGAACAUGCAGGUGUGGUUCCUGAUGGGGUUACAUUCGUUGCACUAUUGGCAGCAUGCAGCCAUUGUGGCAUGGUUGAAGAGGCUCGUCAAUACUUUGAAGCAAUGACUAUGAAGUAUCAUAUCACUCCAAAGGUUGAACACUAUGGUGCAAUGGUGGAUACAUUGUCACGAGCUGGGCUGCUGGAUGAAGCAUACAACUUGGUGAGCUCAAUGGCCGUGAAACCUGAUGCUGUGAUAUGGAGGGCAUUGCUUAGUGCUUGCCGUAGGUAUCAUCAAACCAAAUUUGGUGAUGUUACUAUUGAACAGAUAGCAUGCCAGGGCAGUGGUGAUUAUACCCUUCUUUCAAAUAUCUACUCAUCAAUAAACAGGUGGGAUGAUUCAGAGGAAGUAUGGAAAGAGAGGAAGAAAAGGAAAGUACGGAAGAUAAAGGGCUUGAGUUGGGUUGAAUUAGGGGGAAGCACCCAUGAAUUCAAAGCUGGGGACCGGUCCCAUCCUGAUUCUGAUGAUAUUUACCGAGUGCUGCAUGGUUUAUCAGAAAAAGCGAAGGUUGAAGGCUAUACUCCAUCCAUUGAGUUAGUAACAAAAGAUGUCUCUCCGGAGGAAAGAGAAGAAAACCUCAGCUUCCACAGUGAGAAGCUUGCAGUAGCUUAUAGUGUCCUUAAGACUGGUCCAGGGACAGAAAUAUUUGUGUCAAAAAAUCUGCAGACAUGCGGUGACUGUCAUGAAUGGAUCAAAAUAAUCUCGAAGGUGCUUUGUCGUGUUAUAAUUAUGAGGGAUAGGGUCCGAUUUCACCGCUUUGAAAGUGGGUGCUGCUCCUGUAAAGAUUACUGGUGAGCCCUUGAUGGAGCAACACAGAAGUGAUUUGUAUAUCAUCAUACCAGCGGUUUUGUUGGAAGCUAUCAAUGUACCUAAAUAAUAUGGUCAUCAUGGUUUUUAAGGCGAUGCCUUGGCGCCUUAAGGAGGGAGGGCGCUUUGGCGCCUAGGCAGGCGCUUUGGACGCCUAGGCGCCUAAAGCGGCCGUUUUUACAAAGCGGAGGGGGGGCGCCUUGGCGCCUAGGCGUCGCCUAGGCGACGACUAAGCGAUGCUUUUUAAACCAUGAUGGUCAUUUUCUAUUUGGAAGCUUGGAGCUUAGGUGGUGCACAUCAAUGAGCCAAGGACAAAAUAUAAGCCCCGGAAGACGUUGUUAUCAGUUUGGCUGUGAAAUUGGUAAUAGUGGAAAUAAGGGUAUGCUGACACAGAAAUACGCAUUGUGUAUCAUACACUCUCAGCAUAUGUGGUCUAUUGAUAGACACACUUCUACAGAAGUAUAAUCUGCGAGCUGUGGGAUCAAGAUAGAGAGACUCUCUGCUGGAUUUGUGUUUUCUCUGAUUUAUUCGGGUUUCUCAUGGCUUUGUAUGUGUUUCGUAGAAAAUUGGCACCAUAGUAUUGUCUGGUCUGCUAUUAUUUUUUUGGACACAUACUCGCAGUUUUAUUUUUGGAGGUUUACUUGUGCGGACAUUGCAUGGCGUGAUAUAUAUCUAAUGACUUCAUCAUUACUAUUUGGUUACA
Messenger RNA from Lolium perenne, 2541 nucleotides. RefSeq names its product pentatricopeptide repeat-containing protein At5g50990-like. Lineage: Eukaryota; Viridiplantae; Streptophyta; Magnoliopsida; Poales; Poaceae. Gene Ontology annotation, molecular function: zinc ion binding; RNA binding; protein binding. Gene Ontology annotation, biological process: RNA modification. The record is from RefSeq and is a predicted model, not a curated record.